AUGAAGUUUGGAUUGUUAACCAUCCUUGUCAUAUUUGCAGUACUAGUUGUAGCUGCAGAGUCCUAUGGUAGAAGGCACGGAGGCUAUAGACAUGUGACAAUUUAUAGAGGGAGACACGUAUACAGACACAGUCAUGGGCACUAUGGAGGUAGACACAGAUACAUUCAUAGGUAUUAUGGACAUAGGUACAGGUAUGGACAUAAGCAUGUUUAUGCCCACGGAUAUGUUCACCGACCAAGUGUUAUUCACAGUCAUGUUCAUGGACAUGUUUACAGUCAUGCUCAAGUACACCACAAUAUACAGGUCUUGGCAAAACUAAACAAGUAUCUCCCUCACAAUGUUCAAGAGCACAAAAAGAUUGCUUUACAACAUAUUAAAACCAUUGCACAGACGGCCGAACAUCAUGUCAACAGCAUUGAAGAUGCGGCAAACAGUCACGUUGAGAAAGUAAAGGAGGAAGCUGAUAAACAUAUCUAUGAUAUAAACAAGGCCUCCGCGGAACACCUGCAACAACUAAAAGCAGCAGCAGAUGCACAGAUUAAAAGACUUACCGAGCUCGCAAAACAGCAUCUAUACACUGCAGAGAAGCAACACCAGCAUCAUUCCAGUCAACGUGAAGACCAACAUAACCGUCACAUGAGUGAUCAGGACGCAAUUAAUAAACGCCAUGAAGAUGCGAUGCAGUCGAUAAAUAAUCAUCAACUACACCCAAAACUCAGCGAUUUGAUAAAUAAAAUCAACAUAGCAAAUCAUAACGCACGAACUUAA
Messenger RNA from Mytilus trossulus (common blue mussel), 768 nucleotides. Its product is annotated as histidine-rich glycoprotein-like. Bases 1 to 768 code for a protein of 255 amino acids. The record is from RefSeq and is a predicted model, not a curated record. NCBI's taxonomy places the organism in Eukaryota, Metazoa, Mollusca, Bivalvia, Mytilida, Mytilidae. The transcript has 4 exons.